Messenger RNA from Acanthopagrus latus (yellowfin seabream), 2827 nucleotides. RefSeq names its product paired-like homeodomain 3 (gene pitx3). Gene Ontology annotation, molecular function: RNA polymerase II cis-regulatory region sequence-specific DNA binding; DNA-binding transcription factor activity, RNA polymerase II-specific. The transcript has 4 exons. Gene Ontology annotation, cellular component: nucleus. NCBI's taxonomy places the organism in Eukaryota, Metazoa, Chordata, Actinopteri, Spariformes, Sparidae. The record is from RefSeq and is a predicted model, not a curated record. Bases 250 to 1134 code for a protein of 294 amino acids. Gene Ontology annotation, biological process: anatomical structure morphogenesis; regulation of transcription by RNA polymerase II.
UAUACUCGGUGUGGGGAUCAAACCUCAGUCCUCCACAGCCUUCAUGUCUGACAGCACAGAGAGGAAGAAGAGGGAGACGGGAACUGACGGACUGACUGACUGACGCCUUUUCUGACUUUUUGACGUACCGAGGAACUUUUUGUCCAUGUCACCAGCAAACCUGAGGCCAGGACACCCAUCAGCCUGCAGUAAAGCUCUUUGCCUAUUCCACGGAUUAAUUUAAUCACACCGGGAUUCGAUAGCCUGGUUAUGGAUUUUAACCUGCUGACGGACAGUGAACCCCGCAGCCCGGCGCUGUCGCUCUCCGACUCCGGGACCCCGCAGCACGACCAGGGAUGUAAAGGCCAGGACACCAGCGACACCGAGAAAUCCCACCAGAACCAGCUGGACGAGUCCAGUGCUGAGGACGGCUCUCUGAAGAAGAAGCAACGACGACAGAGGACUCACUUCACCAGCCAGCAGCUCCAGGAGCUGGAGGCCACCUUCCAGAGAAACCGCUACCCUGACAUGAGCACCAGAGAGGAGAUUGCAGUGUGGACCAACCUCACUGAGGCACGGGUCAGGGUAUGGUUCAAGAACCGGCGUGCAAAGUGGAGAAAGCGGGAGAGGAACCAGCAAGCAGAGUUGUGCAAAAAUGGCUUUGGUGCCCAGUUCAAUGGACUCAUGCAGCCCUAUGAUGACAUGUACACGGGCUACUCCUACAACAACUGGGCCACUAAGAGCCUAGCAAGCAGCCCGCUAUCUGCCAAGAGUUUCCCAUUCUUUAACUCAAUGAAUGUAAGCCCCCUUUCAUCCCAGCCUAUGUUCUCCCCACCUAGUUCCAUCCCCUCCAUGAACAUGGCCUCGAGCAUGGUGCCCUCAGCAGUGGCCGGGGUUCCCACUACGGGGCUCAACAACCUGGGUAACCUUAACAACCUCAACAGCCCCUCAGCACUCAACUCGGUAGCGGUGACUGCUACCACAUGCCCCUACGCCACCACAGCUAGCCCCUACAUGUACAGAGACACCUGCAACUCCAGCCUGGCCAGCCUGCGGCUCAAGGCCAAGCAACACGCCAACUUUGCUUAUCCGGCAGUGCAGAACCCUGUAUCCAACUUGAGCCCUUGCCAAUAUGCUGUGGAUCGGCCGGUAUGAAGAAAAAGCUCCAACAAUGACCCCUGACCCCAUCGACCAGUAAGUCCACAAUUCCCCCACUUCUCAUCUCUUCAGUUCCACAAGCUGCCAGAUGUGCUGAAGACUGGCACAUCAUGUGUUGAUGGUUCUCAAUGAGAAUCAUCUUCAAGACUGACAACAAGUAGACAUGCCCAGAUGGACCACAGCGCUUCAAAGGAAUUCUCUUCAGUUUGUGAGACUUUGUUGCUAAACUGACCAGCUGCUUCAAAGGAUUUCUAAAGAUUAUUAUCCAUUAUCAUGUUUUCCUUCUUUUGAACUGCAUGAUUAGAGUAAAUGUAGAAACUAAGGCAUAAUAAAACAUGGAUGCUUCAACUGGACUGGCGGUCAACAUUUUGGCCCAAAAUCAUCAAAUGUGAUCUUUGCUACUAUCACAGGAGAGGGACCUGUGGUUGCCGUACAGGAGAAAAAGAAGAUGUAUAUAAUGGACUUUUUUCUGUUUUGUAUGUGACAUAAGAUAUAUAAAAAUGUACUUUAAGGAUGAGAAAAGCAUGUUCUUCAAAAGCAAAGGACCUAGACUGAUGUAGCCCACUGUAAGCACAUGCUUUAGGAACUUUACACUUUGUUGUUGAAUUCUCCUCAUGGACGGUCAAAGGUCAAAGGUCAGUUUUGGCGGGCAAGAGGAGGCGGUCCUGUGAAGGGUGCACAACCUCAAGCAGUUAAAUACAAAUACAUCAGUUUACUCACACCCAUAACUGAAUAUCAGCUAUCAAGAUUCUUCAAUUAAAACUCUAAAAAGCCAUUGAAUAUAUAGAUUUGUGUGGUGUUAUACAAAGGGAGUCCAUGCCUGUAAAAAAUGUAUGUAAGAGUGCAGUUGUCAUAACAAACAAGCUUUUUUUCCUGGUGUAGCCUGCUUUGUCUCAUUAAAGAACCAAUUAAAGGAUCUGUUUUUAUGUACUACAAAUGGACUUUGACAUUGAGUGAACAGUACAUGUCCUCUCAUAUCUCUGAUCUAUAGCCCAGGCAUUAGUUGUGUGACACCGGCCAAAACACUAUGUUCUCACAACAAUCACAGGGAUGCGAUGGAAACCCUGACUCACUUCCAUGGCAACAAUUAGGCGAAGAUGAAACAAUUAGUAGGAUGGAGGGAGAUAUACAGUAGAUGUUCACGAUGGCUGCUCUGCGAUAUGUUUGACCCCAACUCCGAGUGGUAACUGCAGGCUAUCCAGUAACACAGCAGGAAUUCACAGAGGCCGAGGCUGAAGCAGCGCCAGAAUUACAAACAGGCCUCAAGGAGCGAGGUGUCCCAAUGGAGCCACAAGUGAGGGAUUAGCAGCCCAUCAAUCCCCAUCAGUCCCUGCAACUGUUUAUUGCUCUGACAUCCCCUGUUGUUUUUUCUUUACGCUGAUUUCUAGAUUCAUUCUACAAAGUCACGGUUUCAGGUACAGAGCUUCAAUAAAAUAUCUUGUCAUAGCAGCUGUCUGAACAGUUAGACCACUCAGCAUUGAAACUGUGUUGCCACUAGAGGUCGGUACAAUUUAUAAUACACAUAAUUUAUAAAGGGGACAUGUUAUCUAAUUAAUAAUUGUUUGACUGUGAAUAUAGAUGCUUUAUAAAACAUUCACUCAACCUCAAAUACCAGGGACAGAUUUGUGAGUUUGUGACUCUCCUAUAUUUAUUUUUUAUCAUUUGUUUUCCCUCCCCUGUUCUAGCAGCC